Ziziphus jujuba (common jujube) is the source of this 2364-nucleotide messenger RNA. RefSeq names its product protein LEAD-SENSITIVE 1-like. The transcript has 4 exons. The coding region runs from base 833 to 1900 and encodes 355 amino acids. Lineage: Eukaryota; Viridiplantae; Streptophyta; Magnoliopsida; Rosales; Rhamnaceae. The record is from RefSeq and is a predicted model, not a curated record.
AAAUAUAAAAACAAACAAACAAACAUAGGGUGGCUGAGAGUCUAAGACCACAUUUUCUUCUUCUUUUGUUAAAAGUGGGAAUUGCCUAAGCCAGCGGACCACCUCAAUUUCUUCACUUCUCUCCGACACACACAGAGGUCCACGUGGGAUUCAACCUCCUCAACUUUUGUCGUUGUCAGCGUCCUCGACGCGCCAAAAUCAAAAAGGGAAAAACUAUUCUCACGGCAAGCAACCACAUCCAUCCGUCACAGAAACCAUCUCAGCCUUCCAUCCCAUUCAAUCUCCACGUGUAUUAAGUAUUAGGGUAUUAAGUAUUGGCAUUGCAUCUCUACUGGGGGUUGAAUUAAACUCCCAUUUUCUAAAACACAAUUUGAAGAGCACAGUUGUAAGAUGAAUGAGCUGCAGAACAAGACCUGGAAGGUGCUUCUCAAGGAAACAAAGAAAGAAAACCUGCGGCAUGGAGAUCACAUCUACACAUGGACACGAGCCAAUACAAAAGACCACGGAAUAUAUCUGGAUGAAAAAAACGUGAUCCACUUCACUCAAGGUCGACGAGAAAGGUCAGAUGAUCGCUGUGGUACAUCUCCAAAUUGCAGCGGCCAUGAUCAAUCAAGUCCUGGUGUGGUCUCUUCCUGCAUAGAUUGUUUCCUUUCUGGUGGAGAUAAUCCGUAUCUGUUUGAAUAUGGUGUUAAACCAGAUCUCAUCCUCACCAAACUCGCAGGAGGUGCAACUCUUGCGCCUGCUGAUCCAGCUAAAGAUGUGAAGAACCGUGCAUCUAGUUUCCUACAAAUUAGUAGCAAUGACUCCAGCAGCCACUACCGUUUCAUAAACAAUGGUAAAGACUUUGCAAUGUAGCAAUGACUCCAGCAGCCACUACCGUUUCAUAAACAAUGGUAAAGACUUUGCAAUGUAUUGCAAAACGGGCUUGCUAGUGAUAGAUAACAUAAAUUUCAGCAGAAGUUGGCAAGCUGCAGCAUUUUUCUUGGCUGUUACUGUCACAUUCUUUCUUUUUCUGCAGCAAAUCACAGAUGCAACUUUUACUGGUGUGAUAGCUACAUGUUUUGGCUUAUACUGUAUUUAUAGAUUUGGUUCUGAUAUCGGAGCCCGUCCUAAUGUUAUUAAAGUGGAUCAAGUAGAGACAUUGCCUCGUGUUGCAAAGGAAUUGUCUUCUGCUGCGUCGGGUUUCAGACCUAUUCAAUCCUUAAUUGACCUGUUCAUAGUAUUGCUGAUGACUCUUUUCAAUAUUCCGUUACUAUUAACAGUACGAACGUGGUCGGAGCCGCGUCAACUGCUGUCUGAGACUCCUCGAGUGGUCUGGAUUCUAGCAUGUAUCGUACUUUUCUACCUAGCAAUAUUACAAAAAAGGUUGCUUUCGAACAAGAUACAUAAAAAGCAGCUGAAGCCUGGAGAUCACAUCUACGCAUGGAGGGGCUUCUCCCGCAGAGCCCAUGCCCAUCAUGGCAUAUAUGUCGGUGACAUUCACGGAAGCAGACAGAAAGAAGUGAUCCACCUUGUUCGUGCAGGAGACCCUAUUUUACCCAGCUCCUCCGCCACCAGUAAUCAAGCAGAGAGAACUCAAGGAGACCCUAUUUUACCCAGGUCCUCAGUCCCCGGUAAUCAAGCAGAGAGAACUCAUGUGAAUUAUUGCAGCUUAGAAGAUUUUCUUAAUGGUGAUGAACUCUAUCUCUAUAAAUAUGGCGUUAGUCUUGCUUUCUUUAUAGCCAAAACUCGAGGAGGGACCUGUACCCUUGGCUCUGCUGAUCCUCCUAGAUCCGUCUUGUACCGUGGCUGCCAAAGGCUUCAAGGCUACGAUGCAUACAACCUUAUCAACAACAACUGUGAAGACCUUGCAAUACAUUGCAAAACAGGGUUGCCUUUGAGAACAGGAGCGGGCAGAUAGUAUUUUUCUCUGGUGUGGUUUGUGCUGGCAUAAUUUGCUUACUUACAUUCAAGAUUCGCAAUCCUAUUCAUGUGGCUGCUACAUUUUAUUUCAUCAACACUAUGUUUAGAUUUGUUGCUGAUGCUACACGUUGUCCGAAAGCUUAUCAAGUUGGACUUAAGAUAAUGCCACCUUGGAGACGUAAUGGUCGAUGUUUUUGGCUAGAGCCUCAAUUCAAGUCUCUUGAAGGCAAGAAGUUACUAUUCUGAAAGAGAAUCAAAGCAACUAAAAUCGUGGAUUAAUUUAUGAUUUAUGUGGGAUUUAUAUGGGGUUAUUCGUUGAGUUUUAAUUUUUAAUGAUUGAUACUUUUUGUUUUGGAUGUUAAGCAUAUAAACUUAAAAUUUUUGUUGUGAUUUAGUAUGCAAGUAUUUAUUCUGAACUAGCUAUGCCUUUUCUUAGGCUCACCUUAAACUACUAUUAUUUUU